AUGAUGCUCCCAGUAAAACCACCGCAAUCAUUUCAACUUCCCGGACGUUGUAUAGAGGGUAUCGAUGAGGAUAUCAUUCAAACAAUUGAGGCACCUAAUUCAAACCACUUCCUUUUUAUUACAAAGACAAGACUUUUUGUUUACCAAGCCAAACCCUUUGCUCCAUUAGCAUGUCACGAACGUACUGCUGAGUCUAUUGAACUGUUUGGUGUCAAUUUUGGUAUUAGAGAUAAUUUACCUCUUGGCACUGAGGUAAAGGGUUUCCUUACAGGCCAAUUUUGCGAUCCAGUAAUAGAUGAUAAGCGGUUCUACUAUGUUAUAACCAAGAACAACUUUCUGUUGGUUUACGAAUUAUACACCAAAACAUCUGAAAAUAGCGUGUUCAAAGAAUAUGGCAUACCGUUAAACUUGCCGUCAGAUGAUUCUUUACUUCAUAGAGCUCUUGAUGAUGAUAUGGAUGAUGAGGUAUUGACAGUUUUUUCUGCUAAGGAAAAUCAUAAGGUUAUACAGAACGGUUAUACAAUCUCCAAACAAAAAGGCUUCUUGCAGUUUAUGAAAAAUGAUGAUAUAGCUGAAGAGUUACCGAUUCGCAGGACGGAAUUGAAAUUAAACGUGGUGCUAAAAUUUGACCAUCAAAUUUUCGAUGUUAUUGGUAUAAUUACGCAUGAUAUAGAGCGUACUGAGCAUGCUAAUCAAUACCUCUUGGUACUUUUUGAACAUGGGCUGCAAGUAUUGAAGCUUGAGGACUUCAAGCUAAUUGACAAUAAGCUAAUACAUGUAAUUAACGGUAAAAAGCUAAUUUACUGUGCUGGUGAAAUUUUAGUGUUAUCUUACGAUGAGCAGCAACUAUCUCUAGAGCAUAUCCUUUUCGAUCAGGAAAAUGUGAAAUCUCAAAAUAUAGCAUUGAAGGGCCCAUCCGGUGUUUUUAAAGAUUUAGUAAUGUUUGACCAUUUGCUUGUAGUUGCGUUUGAGAAAUGUACCAUUUACUACGACGUCUUUGAUAAGAUUUUAGUCAGUGAAUAUCCGGCCAUAACACACGUUUCUUGCAUUUCAGCCAUUUCUCCCGAUACUAUGGUAUUGUUGACCGAAAACAACUCAGUUAUCUUUAUGAGUAAGUGGGGAAAUAUAUUAUUAUCAAUCCCAAUCGAUGAGAGCCAAUUCAAAAUCCUGCAUUGCUCGCUUAUAGAUACCAAGCUAUUAAUAAGUGGAUCGAAUGGUACUCUACAGCUUUGGGAUCUUUGGAAAAAGUUAGACAGUUCUCUCUCCAAUUUCAGAACAAGUCAAGUCUUCACUUUACUCAAUGAUAACAAUGAUAUACUACUUUACUCUCCUAUGAGUGAUUCCACAAAUACGAGCACUUUUCAAACAAUUAAGUUACCGACUAAAACAGUUAACAACAACAUUAGUACCUGUAAGACAAAUGGGAUUUUGACGUUAAUGGCAGUGUAUGUAGGUAACAAAGAUAUUUUGCUCAUCAAUUUCUUGAACUCCAACACAUGGAUAAGUUUUGACCAAAUGAAUAUCAAGAAUAUCGAUUGGCUUGGGGACGACUAUUUGCUAUGCCAUGUCACAGAUGAGGAUUCUGAUAAAGAAAUGGUAAAGUGCUACCAUUUCCCAUUACUGAAUGAUGGAUCGACGAAUCUUGAAGAUUUCAAGACUUGGGAAUGGGAGGUACCUCAAGGCUACCAGUUGGAUAAUUUCUAUGCGAACACUUUGUCGACAUACAAGAUGUUAAAAUUCACUGAUGAAAGGGAGGACAGAGAUGAUGCCAGCAAAAAGGUGUUUGUUACAUCGGAGAUACUGAUGGUUCUUUCGAAUUCGCAUAUGAUCAUAUUCGAUGCACUAAGUUCGGUACAUCCAACUGGAGUUAACAUGGUUCAGAAAUUUCAUCAGUAUGCAGAGUAUAAUUUCCCAGAAAAUUCCUUACGCGGUUUAAAAUGGAUAUACAGAUAUAAAGAAGGGUUUAUUGCAUGGAUUCGAGAUCAAUUGGUAAUUAUUGGCCAACAAGAGGAUAAGCAAUGGCGAUUCCAAGUAGCAUACGAUCGGGUGGAACAGAUCUUGGAGAUAUAUGAGGACAAUCUUGUACUACUUAGUGGCAACGAAGUAUUAUUAUACGAUUUUGCUCACAUAUGGACCGUCGAUGAUCCCCUAAUCACUACACCGGUCAUCGAAGAAGAGUAUCCGAUUUCAAUUUCAUUAGAUACAGCAACGCUGCAUAAUAUUUCAUGCAUUACAACACAAAAGUUAACGAAACUCUCAAUAUCACACGGUGUGUACUUAGAUAAGAUUGUGGACCGGAACUUGACACUAGGCGUGGAAGGCGAUAAAAUUGAUGAGAAGUAUCAUGAUUUGAAGCACUACAAAUUUUGUUUGGAAAAAAUUCUAUCCAGUAAAGUAUUGGAACAUGAGGACUUGAACUCCAUAUUAUCAUUAAUCGAUACCUAUGAUAAAAAUUCAGGCGGGAUUAAGAAUGAAGUUGGUAAACUUGAAAUCGUAGGGAAUUGUUUAAGAAAGAUCGAAACAAAACAUUGGGACUACUUAUUUGAGAAUCUAAAACUAACUCCAAGAGAUCUUAUCACCAAGUGCAUUGCUCUAUCUGAAGCGAAGAUCUUGGGUACGCUUUUGAUGGUAUUCUUAAACUAUGACGAGGGCGAUAGUGAAUCUAAACAGGAAGAGGUCACGACAAAGUCCACAAAACGAAAGAACAAGAACAACAAGAACAAGAACAACAAAAACAAGAACAAGAACAAGAACAAGGAAAAGAGCCAUACAAACGGACUCAAGGAAUCUGAUAGUAGAGAGACUUCUCCAGAUACUAGUGUAUCCACCAUCCUAAAAGACGAAACAGUCAUAGGUCAAGUCCUCAAGAUAUUCGUAUCCACUGCCACUCUUUCAACUACAAAAGAGCAAGCACAAGAGUAUUGGGAUUUCGCUCUACAACUAAUUCGAUUCUUAAGAGCACUAGACAGUAAGGGAAAUACUACACUAGCACAGACUUGUCUGGACAUGAUCUAA
Kluyveromyces lactis is the source of this 3015-nucleotide messenger RNA. It is a transcript of the gene RIC1, whose product is annotated as Ric1p. Gene Ontology annotation, cellular component: Ric1-Rgp1 guanyl-nucleotide exchange factor complex; cytosol; Golgi membrane. The record is from RefSeq and is a predicted model, not a curated record. NCBI's taxonomy places the organism in Eukaryota, Fungi, Ascomycota, Saccharomycetes, Saccharomycetales, Saccharomycetaceae. Gene Ontology annotation, biological process: intracellular protein transport; retrograde transport, endosome to Golgi. The coding region runs from base 1 to 3015 and encodes 1004 amino acids. The transcript has a single exon.